This is a messenger RNA of Tetrahymena thermophila SB210, 7833 nucleotides long. Its product is annotated as transmembrane protein, putative. The transcript is spliced from 12 exons. The record is from RefSeq and is a predicted model, not a curated record. NCBI's taxonomy places the organism in Eukaryota, Ciliophora, Oligohymenophorea, Hymenostomatida, Tetrahymenidae.
AUGAUAUUAGCAAUCCAUAAAAGCAUUUUAAUAUAUCUGGUUUUUCUUUUCAGCCAUAUUAACUUCUUAAAAGGAUAAGCUGUUACAUUCACUAGUUAAUCUCCAGUUGUUUUAAAUACAGGUCCUGCUACUUUAUAAUGUACUCUAACAUCUUAAUUUGCCAACAGUUAGUCUCCAUUUAAAGCUAUAUUCUAUUGGGUAUAUUCAUAGUAUGCAUUCACUAUAGCUGAAUAAAUUUAUUUUUCAAACAAUCUUGUGGUUAUUUCAUAAAAAACUUAAUCUCCUUUGAGUGCCUCUUACUUCUUAGGAAGAAUUGAAAUAAGUUUUUCAAGCUAAGAUAUUGACCUCACCAGUGGUGUUUAUUCUGUUACAUUUAGGUUCACUAACUUUAAGAACCCGUUUUCAACUAGAGUAUUCGGUGGCUUUUAGCUCUACCUGAUAAGUGCAAAUGGUUAACAAUUAUAAAAUACAAAUAUAAGCCUAUCGGCGUUAACAUAAGAAAUAACAAGGAGCACAGCAGUCUAAGUAGUUGGAAAUUGUUAAAUUAAUAGCAAUUGUAAUUUACUUCUUUAAUUUACAACAACAGUUUCAAUCGAUAAAUAAAUUUGUGCAAUUAUUGUGAAUAUUGGGUAAGGAAAAAGCUAUUAAUUAACUUAAAUUAACAACUAAGAUGGUGCUUUAGUCUAAUUAAGUGAUGGUGUUUACCUUUUACCUAAUAUAUUUAAAAAUUUUCCAACAGAUUACUAAUCAUCUAAGCAGCUUAGUUUUAAUUUAGUAAUGUCAGGAUUCACAUAUGCUUAGACAGUUUAAUUUACUGCUACUAUUGUAGAAAAUGCUUUAAAUUAUCCAAAAAUGGAGACUAUUCCUUUUACUUUAGUUGUACAACCUCUGCAAAUUCAAUCUAGUGCUUCUAUAUCUAUACCAAAUACCAGCUCCAAACUUGUAGGUGAGAACAGCAUUUAUUUAAUAGAUUUUACUCUCUCUUUGGGAUUUUAGAAGGAUUAUACCCUUAUUGUUGGUUUUGACUCAAGUUUAAUUUCCAUAAACGAUUUAACAGCAACUAAUGUUUAUGACAUAGGUGGAGUUUCAAAUGUUUUAAUAGCUACAACUCCAGUUUUAGAUAAUUCUAAUUCUAUUAUUAAACUUACUUAAAGCAAUUAUGAUUAAACUGCAAGCUAUCCAAAAAAAUAACUUAGAAUACAGAUUAGUGUGAAAAAUCCAUUAUCAACAUAAAGUUAGCUUCACUUCAGCAUUUCUACAGCAUUUACAUCUAAUACUUAAUAAGUUUUAGAAAGAUUAGAUGCCUCUCUUAACAUCGUUCUUUAGCCAAAUGUAUUAAGUUCCUUAACAAUCACACCAUAAAAUCUAAUAGUAGGAUAACUCUCAGUUUAUGAUAUUAAAUUUACUGUUAAAACUUAAAUUCCUUAAGGAGGUAUGAUUAAAAUUUAUUUUCCUCCUGACACUAGUUUUCCAUUUUACAAAGCUGGAGGUACAUAAGCAGGAUCUCUAAAUACUGUCCAGCCUGUUACUGGUAAUAUUUCUCCUCAAGCAACUAUCAGUCUAGAUUCUUUUCCUUGCAAUCCAACUAAUGGAUGUAUUGCUUCUAUUAAUAAUGCGAUUUUGACUACUAUUACAGGUGGUUCUGUUGUAGAAUUUACAUUAAAUUUUAUUAGAAACUUAUUUUCAACAAAACCUGCAUUCAUAAAUGUAGCAACAUUUGACCAAAAUAAUUUGCAAAUAGAUUCUAGAUAAACUUAAUUUUAAAUGCAAACACCAAAUAAAUUUAAUUUUGUAUAAAUUAAAUAAUAAACAAGUAUUGUGGGCUAGUCAUCUUACUAUGACUUCAAUAUACAGUUCAAUACAACUCAUUAUAAUGGAUAUAUACUAUUUAUAACAUAUCCUUAAUAAAUUUAGCCUAAUAUUCAGAAUGUAAAUGGUUUAACAUGUACAGGUUUAGAGGGAUUAAUUUAGGAUUUGGGUGUUCCUGACCAAAGCUGUGUGGUUACAAAUGUUAAUGGAGUCAAUAAAAUCUAGAUAAUUUUAUAGUUUUUAGAUGCAAAUAACCCCUCAAGAAGUAUUAAAAUUAGAGUAAGUUCAUUCACUAACUAUUUCCUAGCAAACUAAAAUUUUUAAUUUGGGUUGGAAACAGUUAUAAAAGAAAGUGCAGGAAACAAUUAAUUUAAUAUAUUUUAUGUCGAAAGCCUAUUCAAUGAUCCAACCUUAUAAGUAACUAUGACUACAAAUGUAUUUUAAUCCUUACUUGUAAGUACAUCACCUGGCAUUAUGAAUUAAAAUAAUGAUAUUACUGUUAACAUAACCCCAAACACAGUUCCAUAAUCAAAUAGUUUGACAUUUUACAUCAAAUUUUAACUUUCUCCUUUGUUAAAUGUGAACUCAAAUUAAUGUGCUAAUUAUUUUAUUCCUCCUUCUAACACUGUAGCAAGUUCCUGCUCUUUUUCUAGCAAUACAUUCUCAAUUGCUUUCUCAAUUUUAGGAACUGGCAAUAUGAAAUUUGUACUCAAAUAGGUUAACUAUCCUUUUAAUACAAAUACAUAAGCAUUUAUUACAGUUACCACUUACUCAACUGAUUUAAACAAUAAUAUAUAUCCGAUGGAUUAUUAAGUAGCUGUUGUACCUUUAAGUUGUCAAGGAUUGUGCUAAACAUGUAUCUCUGCUUAAUCCUCUCAGUGUCUUAGCUGUUAUAGUGGUUUUUACCUUGAUGGAUAGACUUGUGUGACAUAAUGUCCUCCAAAUAAAUAUCCAAUUUAAUCAGGAAAUAUUUGGAAGUGUGAAGCAUGUAUAAAUAAUUGCUAAACAUGCCAAUUAGACGCAACAAAUAAUUAUUAAUGUUUAACUUGUAUUGCAAAUUAUGUAUAGACUGCCUAUGAUACAUGUUCCAGUAACUGUCUACCUGGAACUUUUAAAAAUUAAUAAAAUCCUCCUUCUUGCGAUAAGUGUAGUACGAGUUGCUACGAAUGUGUGAAUGCAAACAAUAAUUGUACAAGCUGUAACACAUAAAUUACAAAAAAAUAUUUGUUUAAGAAUUAAUGCUUAAGUAGUUGUCCCAUAGGAACCUAUCCUAAUAACCUCCUAGGAACCUGCUCUCAGUGUCAUUCUAAUUGUACUUAGUGUACUGAUUAUACUGUAUGCUAAGCAUGUUAAUUAGACUUUAAAUAUUUAGUUAAUAAUUUUUGUUAUAGUACUUGCCCUAACACAACUGUAAAGAAUAGCUAAGAUCAGUGUGUGCCAUGCACUAAUAAUUGCUUAACAUGCUAACUAACAACUGAUAAUUGUACUUCGUGUAAUAGUGGAUAUUAUUUAGUAGGUUCGGUUUGUAGUGCUACAUGUCCUCUUGGUUAAGUAGGCAUAUCAGGAAUUUGCGUAUCUUGCACCCCUCCCUGUACAGCUUGUAAAAAUAUUCAAACUUCAUGCACUAAAUGUGACUAAAAUACAUAUUUAACUGGAGAUUCCUGUGUUUAAUAAGCUUAAUGUCCAUCCGGAACUUAUGGCGAUAACUCUUUGAGGUCGUGUGUGAGUUGUAAAAAUAAUUGUCUUACUUGCUCUGAUGAAAUAACUUGUAAAUCCUGCAACUAAAAUUCAUCAUUUAAUAAAUUUUAUAAUGGAUAAUGCUUGCAAGCAUGUCCUUCAUCUACUUAUUUAGAUAAUCCUACAAACAUUUGCAAACCAUGUGCUCCAGGCUGUUUGUAAUGCUCAUUGACUUCUUGUUCCUAGUGUGAUCUCAACUCAUAGUAUCCAAUUCUUAUUAAUGGCUAAUGUUUACAGAAUUGCCCGAGUAACAUUCCUAUUUAUACUAGCUAUGGAUGCUAACCAUGCUCAUCUAAAUGCCUAACUUGCUAAAAUAGUGUGGACUACUGCUUAAAGUGUUCUUCAGGUAUGUCAUCUUUGAACGGAGAUUGUCUCUCUACAUGCCCUUAAGGAUAUAUAUCUGUAUUAGGAGUUUGCUAAGAAGAAGGUACACCUGCCAGUAGCUUGAUAAUUUUACCUUUUUUUAUUGGAUCAGUUGCAAUAGCAAUGGUGCUUGCUUUUUAUUUCUAUUGGAAUAGAGAUAUGCUUUACUCUUCUAAUUUUAUAGCUGUAUUUUCUCUUUUAGAAUUAGGAGCGUGGCUCUUUUAUAUAGGUGUGUUUGCUUAAUUUAAAGGAAAUCACACAGAAACCUAGUACUCUCUUUCAAAAUCUUUAUAUGCUUUCUUGUUUGGUAUUUUGGCUUAUAUUUUAAUGAAUAUAGCAUUUUUUAUCUACUUUAGAAAAAUUGUUUUUUAAGAUACUCGCUUUAGGACUUGGCUAACAUAGAAAUCUAACAAUAGUGUUUAUAAGGGUUUAUCAUACUUUGGAUUGGUUCUUUCAUUCAAAAUGAAUAGACUUUUAUAUGGAAGAUUAUGCAGUUUAUCUUAUUUUUCAGCAGAAUUUAAUGACAAUUAGACCAUUUUCAAACCAACUAAUAUAUUUUCAGUAGCAUCUUUGAUAUUAAACAAUCUUCCUAUAUUUAUUAGUGCAUGUAUGACACUUGACACAAUUUAGGCUACUUAAAAAGACUCUUAGCUUUAUAUAAAUGGGAUAGAAGUUAUUCUUAUGAAUAUUUUUAUGUUUAUAUUAGUUUUAUUAGAUUUCCACAAGCCAUAAAACUAUUUUAAUAGGCAUAAAGUACAGAAAUCUUAGAGUCGAGUUUAUGUUGAUGAUAGUGGAUAUGGAAUGAUGGGAUUAAAUGAAAAUUAAAGUGUAGAUUAUAAACAUAUGAUGGAUAAUUACCAUUAGUUUUCAAGAAUUAAAAGUCCAACAAGUAUGGACUAGAGUGCAUUAAAUUCAGCAAAGAUUAAUUCUGGCUUAUAAACACCGUAAGGAGCUGCAAAUCCUUUUAAUUAAAAUAAGAAUAGAUCUAAAAUAUUUGAUGAAAAUGGGAAUGUAAUACAUGAAGAAGAUAAUGAUGAUGAUGAAAAUCUUGACUCAGAAGCAAAAAAUAAAAAUAAAAAAUAAAAUCAUGGAAUUGAUUCUGACUAAUAGUCAAUAGAUAUCGAAAACGUUUCUAAAGAUUUAGAAAAUACUAAGAAAAAGAUUCUUGAGUAAGAAGAUAUUUCUAAUUAAAAUAUCGGAACUAAAAAUAGUGAAUUAGGAGGUUAAGCUUCAUCUCAAGAUGGUCAAGAUAUUGAAGCACAGAAAAAUAAUAAGUUGCUAUCUUCUACAGAUACUUUUAAUGGAUAAAAUUUAAUUGCUAACAAAAUUGGAAUAGCUGCUGUUGAUAAUGAGGAUAAAAAAAGUUAAAAUUUGAAUGAAGGAGACUAAUUAAAUGAAUAAUAAAAACUAUAAAACGAGAAUGAAAACAAACAAAACAAGAAUUAACUUUCUUAAAAUGAUUAAAAUGGUUAAAUCUAGAAUAAUAAAUCAAAUGGAGAUGAAGAGAAUAAAUUAGAUUAAGCUAAUAAUAAUAAAGAUAUUGAUAAAAAUAGUUUGAAAUAAUAAGAUGCUUAAAAUUAAAUUAAAAGAGGAAGAUAAACAAACAGCAAUGCUUCUUAAAGAAAAAGCAGCAAUAUUAAAGGAGAUUAAGAUAUUUCAAAAACACUGAAGUCAUAAAAAUCAAGUAGCUCAAUCAAAAAUAAUUCUCCUGCUAAAAGGAACAAAAGUCUUUAAAGUCAACCUGACUAAGAUCCUGAAAAGAGCAAUUUGGAAAACGCAAAUGCUUCCUCUAAAUCUAUUCAGAGAUCAAGCUCAGCAAAAAAACCACUAGAUAAAAAUGAUGAAGGCUUUAUGAGCGGUAAGGAAUGUCAUCAUCUUUUAAGAGUUUACGAAAGAAGCACGUCUUAAGCUUCAAAAUCUAAAAAUGGGUAGCAAAGCCCCUCAAGAAAAUAAAGCCUAAAUAAUAGCCAAUUUUAGGCAUCUUCAAGGAAUCCUAGAGAUACUAUUGCAGGUUCAAAAAAUAAAAAAAUGAAAAAUCAGAAGAGUUUAAAGGAGGGAGAAAAUGAUUACGAAUAGAAUGAUUCAAAUAACACCAACUAGGAUGGAAACUAUAAUCCAAUGAUUUUUACUUAUUAAAAAUAAAGAAGCUAGCUAGAUAGCUCUAAUGCAUCUAACAUGAUAUUAAGUCCUUCGAAUGACAGUAAUUUAUAAAACUAAGAUGAUUAGAGAAAGUCACAUAACGCUCAAAUAGAAAAUUAAUUAGAUAAUAAAAAUUUAAACAACAACACAUCUCUAAAUAAAUUAAAAAGAUAAAUCAAUUAGAGUAGCUCAAAUUUAAUAGAAAAUCAAUAAUAAAAUUCAAAAAGUUAGAAUCUAUUUGAUGCUCCUGAUAAGAACUAAAAUGAUAAUACCAAAAAUAAUAAUAAUUUAUUUGAAAACUCUAGCAACAUUGUAACGAGUUAAAUUAUAGACUAAGAUGAAGAAGCAAACCAAAUUUAAGGUAAAAAUUUGUAAAAUCCCUUAGAAAACACUAAAUAAAUUACAUAAACCACAAAUUAGUAAGAAUAAUCAAUUUAGCAAUAAUAACAAUUUAAAGACCCUCAAAGUUAAAAAGAAGGCAUUCUGAGCUUUUAAAACCAAAUUAAUAAUCAGAAACCUUUCACACCAGGAUAAGAAAUUCCAGUUGAUUUAGAAGAGGAGGAUGACAGUAGUGCUGAUGGUGGAUUAUUUAAUUAAGAUUAAAAGAAAAAGAGGAAAAUAGAUCCUGAAGAUGUUGGUGAAUACUUUAAUGAAUCAUAAGGAUCUAUGGUGCAAGAUACACCAUCUAAUUAUAAUGAGUAGAAUAUGAGGUUUGCUAUAACUAAUUAAGGAAUUAUAGAUGCUCAUAUGAAAUUAAAGAAAAGAAAUGAAGAAAUAGUUAUUCCAAUUCAAUCUUAACUUAAUAAUAAUACAUAAGAAUCUUAAGAGAGCAAUAAUAAUUUAGAAAAAUAUAAAAAGAAAAAUCCUUCCAAAAAGAAUGGAUUAAAUAAAACUAAAAAAAAUUCUUAGAAAGCAGUUAAAUAAAUAAAAAAAGGCCCAAGUACAAUAGAAUACAGUGAAAAUAAUGUUAUAAAUAUGUAAGAAAAUGAAAAUAAUAUCUAUAAAACAAUAGAUUAAGGUUAGCUGAAUAAAGAUUUAUAGAAAUAUAAAAAUACUUAAUCUAGCAGUAAUUCUAUAAACAAUAAUGGUAAAUUUUAGCUGAACUCAUUAGACCCAAGAACUUUAUCUCCCAAAGUAGUCAGGAACGCUUUAAAAAAUAACUUUAAUAAAUAAAAUAGUAAUAAUAAUUUCAUGGCAGAAAACAGCAAUUUAACUUCUCCAGAUCAAUAAAUUCAUAUUAACUAUAAUGAUGAAGAGCCAGAAGAAAUAUCAUAUAGAUAAAAAUAGAAUAAGUUUGAAAGCUAAACUAUCAAUGUAUUUAUGAAAAAUGGAUAGCAAUCUCCAUCAAAUACAAUAGGAGGAGCGAGUGAUCUUAAGAAAAAGCCAUCUCUUAGAAAAAAUGUCUCAAAGAGUUUAAAAAGAAGCACAAAAUAACUAGAAGAUAAUACUAUUGAUUAUGGAGAUAACAAUCAUAACAAUCUUUAUGACAUUCAUUUUCCUGCAGUUGAAAAUAAUAUCUAAGAAUUUUCUGAUUUUAAUUCCAUAGAUUACAAUGAUAUAUAAGGAUAGAAUUCAUAGUAUGAUUCAGAUAAUUUUAGGCUUCCCUCAUUACCUAAAACUAAUCCUAGAAUGGCUGAUCUUGAAAAGAUAUAUUUAUAAAGAUUGGAGAGUCUACCUAAAAGUAAAAUUAAUAAUCAUACUACAAAUUAACCUCGCCAUAAAAGUUUGCAAAAACCAAGAGGCAGCAAUAAAAACUAAAUAGAUUAAGAUUACAAUGAUCUAUGA